Phycodurus eques (leafy seadragon) is the source of this 10996-nucleotide messenger RNA. It is a transcript of the gene cica, whose product is annotated as capicua transcriptional repressor a. Gene Ontology annotation, biological process: regulation of transcription by RNA polymerase II. Bases 1306 to 8043 code for a protein of 2245 amino acids. The transcript is spliced from 22 exons. Lineage: Eukaryota; Metazoa; Chordata; Actinopteri; Syngnathiformes; Syngnathidae. Gene Ontology annotation, cellular component: nucleus. The record is from RefSeq and is a predicted model, not a curated record. Gene Ontology annotation, molecular function: DNA-binding transcription factor activity, RNA polymerase II-specific; RNA polymerase II transcription regulatory region sequence-specific DNA binding.
ACUUCACCUCGCCAUUUGUUAGCUGUUAGCUGUUAGCAACACCCGCAUACGCGUAAAUAAACGUGUGUUCCGCGUACGUUUUGUCGCGCACGCGUUUGAGAGUAAUACGUUCGUGAUUCGAGCGGCUCAGUGUCUUAAAAGGCAGCUUAAUCCUGCCUUUGGAGUACUUUACGGGCUUUUCCCUUUCGGCCGAGCUGAUGGCAACAAGCUUCUCGUGACCUCACCGCCGCGCUCGCCCAUUGGCCCGCGCCCACUGCCCGCUCGGCCAAUCGCGCGGCGCUCCGGUGACGUAUGGCCGCCCAGCCCCCGCGCCGAUUGGCCCGGGAGGCGGAACUCGGGCGGCUCUGGUAUUUUGAACGCCUCCGAUUGGUCGGCAGAGCGCAAGAGAGGGACGGUGAACGAGAAAGUGUCAAGUCGGGAGUUAAGUGUUCUUUGUUGUCCUCAAAUCAACCUGUGGAUUAUAACUUGGCGUUAGAAGAAUCAGACCGUUACAAAAAAGGAAUUUAACUCGUUUUGGUGGAACUAUUUGGGCAGAGGAUGGUAUGUUUUAGCUGUAGCCUAAAGCUAAAACUGUCUGGUUGUUCGAGUGUUGCCAUUCUGUUGCGUGUCGAGUCGUUUAAAAGCUUAAAAAACAGAUUCGAUUAAAAACAAACAAAAAAAAUAGAUGUGAAUAAAAGACAUAACGCCUUUACUUCCGCAUAGUCACGCCCACAGGGGCACCCGAUUGGCCAGCGCCGCCUCGGUCUCCCAACAGCUGUUUUGUGUUUUCCCACACCGCCAUUGGCCCCGUUGCUCCGUCAAUCAAGUUUACUUUCCGGCCUUCUCCCGCCCAUAUUUCAGCUUCUCGCGCUGCCAUUGGCUACUGUACCCGUCCGCGCGCGGCCAUUGGCCGAGCGAGCUGGUUGUCAAGGCUUCGAUGUCUCCAUUCACCAUUUUGCGACUGUAGCGUAGAAUGUACAGGGGCACUAGUGUUUUUUCCCCCCUCUCCUCAUUUGAAGUUGCCUCGCCGGAGAAACAUGAGCGGCGACUGAGCGGGAGCCGCGGACGACCGGAGUGGCCUGCGAGCUCGCCCUAUUUUCACCCGCGGACUCGGCGAGGCUGUCGUCCACGUUGGCCGCGCGCAUCUCUGGAAUAAAACGGUGGCAAGUGAAGAAGUCGCCCGGUCAAGAAGACAUGAAAGCGGGGGCCCUGACAGACAUAACUCGAGAGUAAAGAAGGAGGCGGGGGGAACGGAGGAGAAGCAAGCGGGACAAAACAACAAGGAGACGCCUCUUGUCCGGAGGAAAAGGCUCGCUUCAUGACAAGAUGAAGCCAAUCAAAAAGCAGGGCCGCCGUCCCCCCCCCUCCACCCGGGCCAAAGGGGGAAAGCGGCGCGCUGCCGGCGAGGCCCCGGAAGGAGGCGAGAAACGAGACACGGAUGAAAACCGAGACGGAACCCCUCAAGUCCAAGAUCACCUCUCUUUCUCAUCUCAAUCGGAGUCCUGCGACCCAGUCGGAGCCCGAGACUCUUCCGACGGAGAGUCGCUUUUCAUCGACUCUGGGAAAUUGCUAGCGUCGUCAGACGAUCCAUCCGGACAUUCGGCAUUGAGUGCCGGGAGCCACAGUGACAGCAAUGCGAGCAGCUGCAGUAACAGCAGCACACCAAGCGCCAACAGCAGCCCCAACCCCACGUCCAGUCGCAAAACCGCCACCUUUAAGGCUCGCGUUCCCAAGAAGAAGUACACAUCCGAACACUGCUCCAUUACUACCGGCGGUAACCAUAACAAGUUUGCCUCCAGUACACCCCCUCCUCUUCUUGUGAUCGGCGGGGCCCUGAACCAGCUGUCAUCGUGUUCAGGUACUCCCAUAAAUGUUUCACACCCUGAUGGUCAAAGUCGGAGCAUUAUGGCUAACAGCAGAGAGCCACGUCCGGAUGGUUCCCCCGGACCGCCUAUCCUGUCACUGCGAGGGGAAACGGAAAGGCCAGGAGGGGCGGAGGCGGUCCGGGAUCCUGAGCGAGUGUCGCCAAGCCCCCUGCCCCGAUGCUCCUCCACAGACACGGCCAGCGAGCACUCGGCAGACCUGGAGGUGGUCGCAGAUGUUUCCUCACGCCCGCCCUGCAGUCUCCCCGACACACUCUCUGACGCCCUAGCCAAAGGACUCAAAAAUCAGCGAGUCCUGGCCCGUCAGGCCCAGAGGCGAAGCGAUGAAGAUGGUGGAACUGAAAGGAGGAAUGACGGGAAGAGUUCUGACUUGGUUUUCUGUGCCGGUGUGGUCCGUAGAGUCAACGGCGAAUAUGGAAGCCUGGAAGUGCAACUGAAUGGGGAGAAGACACUCUGCCGUUAUCCUUAUCGACACAUCAGCCCCCAAGGGGUUGUAGACAUCGUCCUUGAUGCCCCACCACCUGGUGUCCACCCCAUUCCACUCGGCGCCCGCGUCUGUGUGCCCUUCAGCAACGAGGAAGGCAGCGAGGCCCAGUGGUACCGGGAAGGCUUGGUGACUCAGGUGGAUACUCACCCAGCGGUGGCUAAUCGCUACCGUGUUCUAUUGUCUGAUGAGAGAGCUUCAUCUCUGAAUGAAGAUGUAGAUGACCGGGUUGCAGCCAGCGCCCCCCAGGCUGUUUGGGUGUCCAGACAAACACUCCGGCUCCUGGUGCCACCCUGGGACCUGGACUUACCCUCAAGAGAGGUAGAGGAGGACGGUCGAGAAAAUGAAAUGGAGCAGGAAGACAGGGAUGAAAUGGACGUGGAGCAAGAGGUGUGCCGUCUCAGCCGCGGAAUGACACCGGGUGUCGGGUCUGUGUUAGGGAGGGUGUACCCUUGCAUGAUCCCUGUCUCCUCGACACCGGGACACAAUAUUAACACUCCAGUCACGCCGGCCUCAGUCCUCAGCCUGGCUCCUGGCCCGGAGUGGGACAUUGAAAAAGACCUCGGAAGAGAGCGGGAUCUCCAGAGAAAACAGGAAAGAGACAGGGAGAAUAUUGCAAAGCAACAGCAACAACACCAUUCGUACAUGCCACUCAACCCUGAGGACGACAUGGAGGUGUCCCACUUCAACAUGGUCCCCAUGGGAGCGCUAAGACUGGGACCGAAACCCAUGGCAGUUCCUCAACACCGCCACAUAGUCUCUAAGCCCCCGCCCGGCUACCUCAAUCCUCAUAUGUCUGUGGUGCAGGGCCUUGGAAUUCCUUCUGGUCACCUUGCCCUAAACCCUCACCCGCCUCCCUCCCCGGUACUGCUCGGUCUGGACCCGGCCGUCGCAGCCGCGGCAGCUAGUACUGCUGUCAUUUCCACUGCCCAGCUCCCGCCCCUGCCGCCUAUCUCCUCCAGCAUGUCCUCCCCCAGAGUGGAGAAAGCAUCAGGAGGUAGCUCCUCUGGUGGAGGUGGUGCUUCUGGAUCAGGUUCCACUUCCUCCUCAUCUUCACGUUCGCGCACCCCACUGACAGCUGCCCAGCAGAAGUACAAAAAGGGAGACGUGGUGUGCACGCCAACGGGCAUCCGCAAGAAGUUCAACGGGAAGCAGUGGAGGAGGCUUUGCUCUCGCGAGGGAUGCUCCAAAGAGUCUCAGCGCCGAGGAUACUGCUCCAGACACCUCUCCAUGAGGACCAAGGAAAUGGAAGCCAGCGGGGGCAUCCGGGAGCGAGGAGGGGCCAGCAGCACGGGAACCUUGACGCCGUCUGACCUGCGACAUAGCGGAGGGCGAACCAGCUCCGAGUUUGACUGGGAUGAGACUUCCCGAGAAAGCAGUGAGGCCAGCAGCCGUGGAGGAGACUCCCGGCCUCGCCUGGUCCUGCCCUCCCUUCUUCCCCAGGAUCUUUCUCGCUUUGACUUUGACGAGUGUGAAGCGGCGACCAUGCUGGUCUCCUUGGGGGGUUCCCGUUCUGGCACGCCCUCGUACUCGCCAAUUUCCAACCAGUCGCCCUUCUCCCCUACCCCGUCGCCCUCCCCCUCGCCGCUCUUCGGUUUCCGCCCGGCAAACUUCAGCCCCAUCACCGCCCCCUCUUCGCGGCAUCAUCGCCAGCUGAGCGGCACCAAACUGGGCACUCUGGGCGCAGAACGAGAACGCCACCUCUCAGGCAUUGUGCCCACUUUUCAGACCAACCUCACUUUUACGGUGCCCAUGAGUCCGAGCAAGAGAAAGCUGGACAGCCACCCUCCUCCUCCGCUGCCAGCAGUCCACGACUAUCAGAGCAAACCGGAGCAACAGCAAAUGGUGACUGUGGGGGGAGGUCUUGUCGGUGAUCUGCAUCUUGGCCCCGCUGCCUUCAGAGUCCUUUCCCCGCAGAGUCAACCGACAACCCCUUCCUCGCUGACUUUCCCACGGCCACGUAGCGCCACCAGCCGUCCCCCGUCCUCUGCCGCCUCCACACCCCCGCCAAUGCUGGUCUCGCCCACGCCCCCCUCCCCGCUGCCUCAGGAACCUUCUCCGCGCCGCAUCGUGCCCCUGCGGGAUUCUCCGGUUAUCGUCCGCAACCCCGACGUCCCCCUGGCCAAGUUCUCGGAGGGGCCCCUAGCAAGGCGGGAGAGGAGCCGAUCCAGGGAGCUCAGUCAGGCCCAACACGCGGUCCCGCCAGGCCUGCAGGCGCCCGUUCCUAUCAAUGGAGCCACUACCAACGGCGCCGUUCUCCUGCGCAACCCUGCAUCUGCGCUAGUCCUGGUCACGUCUAGCUCGUCCCUCACCCCAACCUCAGCAGGCCACGCCGCCCUCUCCAGUUCGUCCACGGCCGGAUCAGUGUCAGCUACCGCCGGCCCCGUCCCGUCCUCGUCGGGGUCCGGGGGCAGGGAGAGAAAGGCCGAGGGCCACCAGGAGGCCGCCGGUGGGGCCCUGCCGCAGCCGGUGGCGUGCCACCCGACACCCACGGCGCUCCUGCCGCUCAUUCUGCCCGCCGAGUCUUCGCACCCUGCGCCCCGCAAGCAAAUCAUCAUGGGACGUCCCGGCACGGUGUGGACCAACGUGGAGCCUCGCUCUGUUCCCGUCUUCCCUUGGCACUCGCUCGUCCCCUUCCUGGAGCCCGGCCAAUCGGGAGCGGCCGUCGACGGCCGGCAGAUCGGCAGUCAAAGCCAAGAGCCUCGUUGCGGCGUGGCCCCGCUGGGCGACGGGCGUCCCCCCGACCCGGCGAGGGCGUCGCCCUCACGUCCGCCUCCGACCAAUAACAACGGCGCCCCCGCCGAGGGGGGCGCGGCCGACAGCGAGACCGAGAGCGACGCCGACGACCCCUUCUCCCCCGGCAUGGCCGCCAACGACGAGUCGCCCUCGUGUGGCCCCACCAAGAGACGCACGCAGUCCCUCAGCGCCCUCCCCAAAGACGCGGACAGGAAGAGGGAGAAAGAGCACAUCCGCCGGCCCAUGAACGCCUUCAUGAUCUUCAGCAAGCGCCACCGGGCCCUGGUCCACCAGCGCCACCCCAACCAGGACAACCGGACCGUCAGCAAGAUCCUGGGCGAGUGGUGGUACGCGCUGGGCGCCAACGAGAAGCAGCAGUACCACGACUUGGCCUUCCAGGUGAAGGAGGCCCACUUCCGAGCGCAUCCCGACUGGAAGUGGUGCAACAAGGACCGCAGGAAGUCCCUGUCCGACGGCCGCGGCGCCCCCAAGGACGCGCGGGAGAGGAGCGUGUCGGAAACUACAGACUCGCAUUCGGAGUCUCGGGCGCCGGAGGGCAAGGCGGCGAGCUCGCCGUGGACCGGCGGAGGCGAGCGCCAGGCGGGGGAGCCGUUCGACGGGCGGCGCCCCCGUCCCAGAGCGUUUUCCCACAGUGCCGUGCACAGCCUGGAGCGCCACGGAGACGGCCAGAAGGAGGACAGGUCCAGUUUUUUCCGCAGCCGGCCGCUGCUGCCGUACUCCCACCACCAGGGCGGCGCGAGCGAGGAUGUCACCAGCGACGAGGAGCGCAUGGUCAUUUGUGAGGAAGAGGGGGACGACGAUGUCAUGGAGGACUCGUGUCCCGAAGGCUCCAUUGACCUCAAGUGCAAGGAGAGAGUGACGGACAGCGACGAAGACGAGCCCGACGGCCAGCACGACUUCCAGCCACCGGCCCAAUCGCCUCCCGACCAGCGGGACACGAAGACGGGCGCGGGUGCCGCGGAGGAGGACGGCAAGGGCGGCUCCGGGGGGGCGGCGGCCUCCCCGCCCGCGGGGAGCUCCGCACGUGCCGCCGAGGGCUACCCGCCUCAAGAUAAGAAAGCCUCCACCCUGAUUGGAGGCCAGCAGCCGCCAAUCGCCGCAGGGGGCGGGUACUUGUCCUCUGCCUCUCCCGGCCCUGGCUUAGUUUUCGGGGGCUCCUCGCCCCACGCCCGGCCGCCCCCCCUCGCCGUAAUCGGUCCCGCCGCCACCUCCUCCGUCGGCCCCGAGUACAUCCUGGCGGCCCCCCGGAGCUCCUCCCCGCCUCAACUCGCCUACCGGCGAGCGGGCUCGCUGCCCGCUGACUCCCCCCCGUCGGCCGACGGCGCGCCACACCAGGGGACGGGAGUGACGGCUGUGGCAGGAAGCAGAGUUCAAGUGCAGCUGCAGAGUAAGAUGCUGGUUCCCAUGGCGACGGUCCAAGCCGGGUCCACGCCUCCACCUGCGCCCGUCGUCUCCUUGGUGGCGCCGCCUCUUCAUGUGCACAAUGGCCCCGCCGCAGGAAACAAGAUGGUCCCGAUCGCCCCCGUGCCGGUGGUCCCGAGCGGCGUUCGCGGCGCAGCGGUGCACCAUGGGAGCCCCUUUCCCGUUUCCAUGGCGACGGUGCUGCCUCCGGGCGCCGCACCCCCACAGACGCUUCUCCUGACCACGCCGCCCACCAGGAUCACCUACGUCCAGUCCAGUCCGGGCGUUACCACGGCGAUGCCCCGACAAGCUCCAGUGCUGCCGGGCGCCGCCUAUCUCUCGUCUCCCCUGACCACGUUAGGCUUCGCCGCCAUCGCGCCCGCCGGGCACGCUCUGCUGGCUCCGGCGCUGACCGGCCAGAACCAGAACGCCAAGAGCGCCUCUGCCGCCAGCGUUGCCCGGCAGGUUCUUACCCCCGUGCACCCCACCGGGCCCGCUGCCCCGUCGGCGUCCGGCAUGGUUGCCGUGACAACCGCGUCGCCCGCCGCUGACGUGGCGACGGAGGUUGAGAUGAAGAAAGAGCUCAGCCAGACAGACGUCAAGGAGGAAGGAGAUCAAGACGUCAAGGGGAUCGCAGAAAAACGAGAAGACGACCUCGGCGAGUUCGUCGAGGAGGAAAGUGUCAAGCGCGAAGCGGAGGAGGAAGAGGAGAGCAGGGAUGAGAAACGACGAGGAAGAGACGAAGAGGCCGGAGCUCAUUGUGCUCGUCCGCCGCCGUCUUCGGGUUUGGAGCCGGCGGCUUCGUCCUCCAAGAGGAUCAAGUUCCGACCUCCGCCGCUCAAAAAGACGCCCGAUCUCCACGACAAGCUUUUGUCGGAGACGUACUUCGAGGAGCGCUUCGCCGAGCUUCCCGAGUUCAACCCGGCGGAGGUGCUGCCCUCGCCCACCCUGCAGAGUCUGGCCACGUCGCCGCGAGCCAUCCUGGGCAGCUACCGCAAGAGGCGGCGCAACUCCACGGAGCUGGAGCCGGCCACGGAAGACCCCGGCUCGCCGAGGAGGAAGACUCGCCGCCUCUCCAGCUGCAGCUCGGAGCCCAACACCCCGAAAAGCGCCGCCAAGUGCGAGGGCGACAUCUUCACCUUCGACAGAGCAGGUACGGAGGGGGAGGAUCUCCUCGGAGACCUGGACCGCGUGCCCUUCUCGUCCCUGCGUAGAACUCUGGACCAGCGGCGGGCGCUGGUCAUGCAGCUCUUUCAGGAACACGGCUUCUUCCCCUCAGCUCAGGCCACGGCGGCCUUCCAGGCCCGCUACGCGGACACAUUCCCCACCAAGGUGUGCCUGCAGUUGAAGAUCCGAGAAGUCCGCCAGAAGAUCAUGCAGGCCGCCGCGCCGGGGGCCGCGGACGGCGGCGGUUUCUCGGUCGAGGCCCCGCAAAGCUCCUCCGCCUUCGACCCGUCGCCGCGGGAAGACGGAGGAGGAGCCGAACGACCCGACGACAAAGUAGGCCGGAACCUGGAGGAGCCCAAAAGCGGUUUCUAAGAAGUUUGGAUGCAGCCGCUUCCCCUUAAUCCGACCUGGGUGGGAAACACUCUCGUGGAAGGCGCUCUCAUAACCCCAAUAUUCACAAACUGGAGGAAAACGUACGCUCAGGUUCGGCCUCGGCACAUUUGUACAGUAGUUUGUCGUCGGGACGCAAACUCUGUGGUACGCGCGCGCGCACUUCUAUAUACACGUAUGUACGUGUCACGGUGCAGAUGUAAUCUCCAGCAUGACGCUGACACACACUUAGCAAAUCAGACUGUUACUCUUGGAUGGCAGCAUCCGGAAGCCCACACACACGCGCGCACAUAGAAAAGGCACUUUGUCACUUGUUAUCGUGCAGAUGCAGUUUAGCCGUCGCCAGCCCUCACUCGCCAUCGACUUGACCUCGUCGUCCGGCCACUCCUCAGCACAGUGGGUCCGGACGCAAAACCACAACCCCGACGACCUCCGCUGAUAUUCCACGGCCCCUCGAUGCUGCACACACACGCACGCACGCACGCACGCACACACACAUGCACACACACACACGCGCAGUCAGUGCAGCGUGUGCGCCGUGACCAAGCCAUGACCCCCCCCCCCCAGCACAGUUCGCUCAGCGAUUGUAACGACAAAGUGAGAGAUCUCUCCGUGAUGCCGUCGUGACCAAUCUUUGCACCUUCCCGUCGUAUUCGUGUCGGAAACUGAACCGUCGUCCGAUUGUGUGCGUGCUCGGAGCACCUCGGAAAUCCUCAAGAGAUUUCGUGUGACAGAAACUGGACGCCGGACGGAAGGUUGAAUCCCAAAAAGUUCUUAUGCAAAGCAUCAAGAAGAUGUCAGGCUCAACGACGCAGAGGCCAAACAAUGAAGCGCACUUGUUGUCGGAAUCUCCCCGUCGGAUACGAUGUCGCUUUCUCUGGUUUUCGUGGAAAUGAGCAGUUGAAGCGUGGCCUGCUUUUCUCUCGUGGCUUGUGUUUCUUCUCCAGCAUAAAGUCAAGAAAAUCGCAACAACAAAAAACGACUUUGGACUUAGAACGGGGUGAGAGAACGUUAUCCGUCCCCACCCCAACCGUGAUUUUAAAUGUACGAGCGGGAGGGGAGGUGUGGCCCCCCCUCGUCGUGUCUCUUUGUAAAAUGUUGAAAUCAGGUGUUUGCACAAACCGCGCGGCCCAUCUCGUGUGAGAGCGCCGCAAGUUAAAUCAGGAAAGUAUUGUUUUUAGAGAUUGUUUUAGUAGAGCAGACUAUAACCUUGUUCCACGUGUUAUCGAUCACCUUUGAUCCCUUGCUCGCCCCUCGCUGUACCUCUCUCAAGCUUUGUUAGAAAGUGCCCUUAAGCACUGGUCCCGGGUCAAGCGCGAUGUAGCUCAGGAUGGAUUUGGUUAGGGUUCAGUUCAGGGAAAGCAGAUCCUCGACCAGCCCUGGAGGGCAGUCUCUGGAGCCCUCCCCUCUUCCCUCUCUUCUCGACACUUUAUCCUUUCCCAUCAAAUGGUGCAAUAGGACAUUUCUUUUUUCCGGGAAUUCUGGGAGGGUUGUUUGGUUUUGUUUUUUGCUUUUUUCCGGGGUGGGGGAGAAAGCUCAGUGCCAUAGAGAACGACAAGCGGUGCGGUCAAGUGAGCGAGCAGAAUGUGAUGCAGUCGCUUACGAAGCAGUAUUAGAGCCACGCUCAAAGGAACACCCCCGCCCCCCCCCCCCCCAAAAAAAAAAAUGACAGUCACAUUUUUAAGAGAAAAAAGUCAUCAUGUUAUGAGAAUAAAGUUGUAAUUGUAUGAGGGGAGCUCUGUUGGCUGCAUAAAGAUGAGCAAUACAGUUAACCUAAUAACAGACUUGCAUAAGUCAUUUUUAAACGGUUUUCGACACAAAUUCAACAAACAAGUAGAGUCCAUUUGCCUCAAUUCAACGUUUGCGCAUUACCGCGAUCUACAGGACUGACACUCUACACGCACUAAAAAGAACAUGUUUCGCAAGAACACCGGGUGUUUAUUUUGUUUUUUUUCUUUCUUUUUGAGAUUGUGCCAAAAAUGGCAUAGGCAAUUACGCAAUUAGGCUAACAAUAUAGAUGAUCUCAUCAAGUUAUUCAUAUAAAGUUGAAAAAUAUCUCACUUUAUUCCGGUAAUAGGACUUUUUUUUAUCUUGACAAAAUAUGACUUUUUAUCUAAAAAAAAAAAUAAUAAUUUCUCAUAACAUUACGACUUUUUCUUUUGGGAAAGUACAACUUUCUGCUUGGAAGAUUAAGAAGUUGAAUUUUAGGUUAUGAUUUUUUUAUUAAUCUCAGAUUAAUGUUUUUGCUCAAAAAAAUUACUUUUUAAUCCAAAAAACUCAACUUUAUUUUCCUAUUCCAACUUUUAUCUAAAAAAAUGUCACUAUUUUAAAAAAGUACAAGUUUAUAUUCAUAAUAGUGCAACAUUUUUCUUUUAAUCUUGAAAAACUAUGACUUUAUCUUCAUGAGAUGUCCAAUUUUUGUUAAAGAAAAAAAAGAAAGACUUUACAUUAUGGCUUUAUCCUUUGCCUGACUUUUCUUCUCAAAACAAAAUAACUUUAUUUUCAUAUUCCAACUUUUUUCUCAAAAAAAAUGUGACUAUCUUGAAAAAAUAGAACUUCAUUCUGGUAGUAUUGUAACAUUUUUCUUUCAUUUUGAAAAAGUAUGCCGUUAUUCUCGUAGGAGUUUUUCUCCCAAAAAAUAUCACUGUUUUCAAAAGAUUACGACUUUAUCCUUCCUAUUAGUAUAUUGUUAUUAGUUUUCUUUUGAGUGUGGCCCUAAUACUCCUUGGUAAUAUCUUAGCGAUUGUGUCGAAGAAAAAUGAAUGGCGCGAUUGUUGUUGUUGAAGAGAUUAGCGUGUAAAUUUAGUAAAAGUCAAAAAAUGGAAUAGCACUUUGUGGCUCUUGGCUUCCUUUGCUGAAGAGUUUGGAGGGGUAGUGAUUGUUAUUAUGGGUAUCGCUUUUAUUUCUCUGUAAACUGUUGGAUGUGUGGAAAAAC